Messenger RNA from Toxotes jaculatrix (banded archerfish), 5918 nucleotides. RefSeq names its product insulin receptor substrate 2-like. Gene Ontology annotation, biological process: insulin receptor signaling pathway. Lineage: Eukaryota; Metazoa; Chordata; Actinopteri; Toxotidae. Bases 244 to 3435 code for a protein of 1063 amino acids. The record is from RefSeq and is a predicted model, not a curated record. The transcript is spliced from 3 exons. Gene Ontology annotation, molecular function: insulin receptor binding; phosphatidylinositol 3-kinase binding. Gene Ontology annotation, cellular component: cytosol; plasma membrane.
AGCAGCAGCGUCACAUGUUGUUUUUCUCCAGGAUCAGAUCGGUCCCUGGUCUGGUCUGGUCCGACUGUACUGUUUCUUCUACCGUGGCGGACAGCGGACACAGAUAUCGGCGUCUGCUAUGGAUUAGAUACAUAAAAAACGGGUUACCUUUAAAGUUUGCUUUUGCUGCGACUUAUUGAAAAAAAAAAAAAAAAAAAAAAAAGGACUUUGCUUAUCUGGAACUUGAAAGAGAAGUCGGGAGAAAUGGCAAGUCCUCCGGCGACGGGAGGACACCUGUUAUCUAACGGGACGAAUGGGGUGAAGAAGUGCGGGUACCUGAGGAAGCAGAAACACGGCCACAGGCGCUUCUUCGUGCUCCGAGAGCCGACCGAUCGCUGUCCUGCCCGGCUGGAGUAUUAUGAAAGCGAGAAGAAAUGGAGGAACAAGUCCGCUGCGAAACGGGUGAUAACUUUGGACUCCUGUCUGUGCGUAAACAAACGGGCUGAUGCCAAACACAAGCACCUCAUCGCCCUCUACACCAAGGACGAGUACUUCGCUGUGGCUGCAGACAACGAGCAGGAUCAGGAGAGCUGGUACAGGGUUUUGACUGAUUUAAUAGCCGAGGGGAAAGUGUACGACAGCCCCGCAUCUACCUCCUCUCUAGUGGGCUUUGAGGAGGCCAGUUACGGACUCAUUACUCCCGCAGCAGCUGCUUAUAAAGAGGUAUGGCAGGUCAACUUGAAAUCCAAAGGCUUGGGUCAGAUCAAGAACCUCACUGGAGUGUACAGGCUGUGUUUGUCCAGCCGGACCAUCAGCUUUGUCAAACUGAACUCUGAGACAGCAGCUGUCAGUUUACAGCUCAUGAACAUCCGGAGAUGUGGCCACUCAGACAGCUUCUUCUUCAUAGAGGUGGGCCGGUCGGCGGUCACCGGGCCCGGGGAGUUCUGGAUGCAGGCAGAGGACUCUGUGGUGGCGCAGAACAUCCAUGAGACCAUCCUGGAGGCCAUGAAAGCCAUGAAGGAGCUGUCUGAGUUCAGGCCGCGGAGCAAGAGCCAGUCUGCCAGCACGAACCCCAUCUCUGUGCCCACCAGACGCAACCUCAACAACCUACCCCCCAGUCAGACGGGCCUGGUGAGGAGAUCCAGGACAGAUAGCAUGGCAGCCACGUCCCCAGGGAGAAAGUUCACAUCCUGUCGGAUAAGAACGGCCAGCGAGGGAGAUGGAAGCGUGACCCGGCCUGUGUCCAUGUCCAUAUCUGUGAAUGGGAGUCCCACCAGUCCAAACUCUGGGAAUCACCUCAGCAGGUCUCACACCCUCAGCAGUGGACGCACCUGCAGAAUGCUAGAGUCAUCCUCCAACUUGCAUCACAGCCGGUCCAUGCCGGUGUCCAACUCCCCUCCAGCCGCCUCCAGCCCCAUUAGCAUGUCUCCCAGAGGGGGGGCUAGUAUCUCCACUCCUGACAAAGCCAGGCGGCCUUUCAGCUGCAGCGCCUCCAUCUCUGGCUCCCUCAGCGACACCGGCUUCAUGCUGUGUGAUGAUUACAGCUCCAGCCCAGGUGAACCCAGAUUCCUCCCCCUCACCCGCAGUGACACCCCUGACUCCCUGUCCAGCACGCCUCCAUCCCGUGACAUCAGCGACCCCUGUGGCUACAUGAUAAUGGAGGGAGUGAAUGGCAGCAGGUCUGGCGCUGGCGGUGAUGGUCUGGCAUUUGACAAGGCUUACAGGAAGCGGACGCACUCCCUCACCACACCACGUCAACAGAGGGUGGUGGCACCGCUGUCCUCAGCCUCUCUGGAUGAGUACACACUCAUGAGGAUGGCCCACGGACAGAACUCUCACUCUGCCUCGCCCAAAGUUUGCUACCCCGAGGAUUAUGGAGACAUUGAAAUCGGUUCAUCCAGGAGCUCCAGUAGUAACCUUGGCGAUGAUGGCUACAUGCCCAUGACGCCAGGUGUAGCACCCCAGUCUGGAAAGGUAGACAACUACGUGCCCAUGAGUCCCAUGUGUGUCUCAGCACCGAAGCAGAUUGUGAACCCCAGGGUGCAUCCUCAGGCGGCUGCCAGCAGUGGCUACAAAACCAACUCCCCCUGCAGCAGCUCUCUGGAGGACAAUGGCUACAUGAGAAUGUGGUGCGGCUCCAAAUCCUCCAUGGAGAGCCCAGACAGGCAUGGUGAAUACAUGAACAUGUCACCUGGAAACCCACCUCCACUCCAGACCCCCCCUGACUACUACUUGGGCAUGAUGGCUGGUGAACCUGCAUCAGUGAGGUCAGCUUACCAGGCCGGCUCCCUCACGCUACCUGCUAAACUCCAGGCCUCCAAGAAUGAAGAUAACAGUCAGUAUGUGUUGAUGAGCCCUCAGAGUUUGAGGCAGAGGGCGGGGGAGUCCGACUAUUAUUCAGUGAUGCAGCCCAGCACGGCUCAGACCUCACCUCUGAGCCCCUCAGUACCCUCACCUGUCAGACACGGCCGGGCAGAGAGCCUGCCCUACAGAGGGAGACUGGGCAGGCCUAAUAGGCUAUCCCUGGACACCCUGAGGACCCUACCCAGCAUGAAUGAACACCCCCUGCCUGGAGAGCCCCGGAGCCCUGGGGAGUACAUUAACAUUGACUUCAGUGGCUCCAGAUUCUCCCCUCCCUCCAUCGUAUCCACAGAGAGCCAGUCUUCAUCGCUGGGUUCCAGCGGUGGGGGCCCAGGGAGGUCCUCCCUGACAGACUACAUUAAUUUGGAGCUGGGCUCACAGUCGCCCAAGGAGGCUGACACUCCUGCUGAGCGCCUGGACACGCUCCCAGUGUUAUCCAUGUGCCCCUGCUCAGAGGAGGAUGGAGUGUACCAUCUGGCAAGUGAGAAAGGGUCUCAGGGCCUCGGCAAUGAGGUGAAAAAUGACUACACUGAGAUGACAUUUGGGAUGACCAGCUCUCCUCCACAGCUUGUUCCUCAGAGCACAGCAAGCAGCCAGAGCAGCAGGGAGAGGAGGCUUUCUCUGGAGGACCAGGGAGUCCCUCAAGGCAUUGGGGUCUUCCUGCUUGGAGCCAGCUCUUCCUCCACAGUGGACCCCGACUGCUCGGCCAAGGUGAUCCGAGCCAAUCCGCAGGGACGUCGGCGCCACAGCUCUGAGACCUUCUCCUCCACCGCCACAGUGACUCCGGUCUUCCCCUCCUUUGCCCGCGCUGACAUGGUGAAGAGGCACAGCUCGGUGGAGAACAUCUCGUCCCGGAGCAGCGAAGGCUCUGACGAGGAGUAUGGCAGCCCGGUGAACCAGCAGAGCUCGGCCGGGUACCCGAACGGACUGAACUACAUCGCUUUGAACCUGCUGGACAACAGGAACGUGGAGAAAUGUGAAGACCUGGUUGGCUUCAAACCCACCAGCAGCUGCAAAGGGGGUAUCAAUGGAUUACACAGCACACCAUAUGUCUGUUUGGGAUUCAAGGAGGCUGCAACCACUGCCAAAGACUGAGCGACUUCUCUGUCCUCUGACUUGGCGUCAUCACAAACCUGCUGCUGCUCGAUUUAAAAAAAAAAAAGAAAAAAAAAAAGAAAACAACUUUGUCCUUCCAUCGGGCUCUGUGGCCCUAAAAGACUGUCUGGACUCUCAGCAACACACACACGGAGAACCACAUACACACACUUAGGAAACAAGCAUGUCACCAUCUAUGCAUGUCGUGAAUUUGCUAAAAGCAAGACAGGUGUGUGUGUGUGUUUGUGUAUGUGUGGGGGCAUUGGUGGAUGUGUGCGUGUUGUGUAUUGGUGCGUCUCAUGUUCCCUGCGCUUUCAGAGGCCAUUUCUCCUGUGACCUAAAUUUUUUUGGCUCAAGCACAGAAGCAAAGAUAGUCAGACAAUAACAAAACUCUAAUGGUACCCAGAUUCUAUUUAUUUACUUUACGACCACCUGUAUGUGCGCGAGUGUGUGUGUUUCUGAGAACGUGUGACCACGUAUGGUAUGUCAGUGGACAAUGAAACCUACUAUAGAAAUGGCCCAGGGAGCAAGGAUACCAAGGUACACUGAGUAUAUAACUAUAUUUAGAUUAGAUAUUUUAUUUAUUUUUGGAAGAUGAAUGUCUGAUAAGACCUACCCAAUGCCUUAAUGUCUAUACUGUCCUUAUGUUUUCUAUGAAAUGACAGAUAAAUAUUCUAUUACAGUAAGUCUGUUUGGACCUACAUCUCUAUAUUGCUAUUCUCUUGUGGAAAGUAAAAAGCCUAGUUUACCAUUUAUUUCAGAAAUGUACAGUACAGUGGGGCUGCUCGAGAUCUGAUUUAUCGUAUUGAUAUUAAAGUAUUUUCUUAAUUAAUAAUUUCUUAUUUAUUCUAACCUAGUUUAUUUUUUUGUCCAAUCAAAACGCUGGACUUAAAGAAAUAUAUUUCUAAAUGUCUAUAAGAGUUCUGCAUGUCUUUGUAACUCAGCUCAGACCCCACAACACCAGGCAUCUGAAUGCACUGUACCUCCCACAGUUCCUCAGUCACUUGAGCCUGAAAACCUCACACACUCCUACCUUCAAACCUACAGCCUGUUUUGUUUUUUUAGCUCGACGCAGGCUGCCCUGCUGUGAUAUCAUUUGACGGUACAACUGUCUCGUUGAGGUGACAAUGGAGGGGGGUGGAGCCGACAAAAAAAAUAUCAAGGUUGGGGCGCACGAUCCAGGCCGGUUUCUGGUCGACGAGUUAAGGGGGGAGAGGUGUCUGCAGUGCUGCACGAGCGCUGAGGGAAGGGAGUGAAACAGAGUAGUAGGAGAAGAGAGGCCAACAGCCACAUCUGGCACCAUCAUGGAGGUUCACUGGAGAAUCAGCUGUCUGGAAAAUGUAACUAUAUGGCAGACAGCAUAAAGAAAUUAGAGCUGUCUGAAGAGAAUUAUGUAAUGUUACGAGUUAAAGUAAGACUAUGUAACUGCAUAAGCAUGCAACAGCUAUUUAACAGUUAUGAGAUGAUGCUAAUGCUAAAACACAGUGUAAUAGAUUUCUCCCUUUAAACGUCACCAACCUCCAAAAUGGCUGCCAGGGGAUUUGCCACCUGAAAGCCCUCGAUCAACAUCCUGACUGUGUGGUCUCUGCAUCGUCCACUGUGCUGACUCCAACUGGCUCGCUGCCCCUUUAGUGUACAUUAGAUUGUAUAACUUUUAACCAAGUCUGAAUGUAUCGCUGAGCUGGUGGGAACGCCACAGAAACAUAAUGUGGGGAAACGGUUCUGACGGAGUUGAAUAACAUUGGAGCUGUGCCACACUACUGUGGUAUCUAUUUAUCUUCAGAGUCUUGAAUGUGUAUAUUGUGUACAUAGAAAGAGUUUAACUAAAAAAAAAAAUUAUUGAAAAUACAUAGAGGACUUAGAUUUUACCUAUGUUGCGAUGAUAUCCCUGUGUAAAGACUUUGUCUACCGAUUUUUAAAAAGGGGAUGGGCUUUUUGCUUUGGGGCUGUACAGUGUAUUGUAUGCUUUUCUCCCUCACAGUCUCUGUGACUAUAAAAAAAAAAAAGUCUGUCUAUUUUAUUAUAGAGAUCUCUUUGCCUUGUCGACACACUUUACCUAAUGGCAUAUGCAAUAGUGACAUGAAUACAAUCUAGUUUACAACCGUGGAACCAAAUGUAACAUUGCAUCAAUGAUUUUUUUUUUUUCUUUCUGUGACGAACAGAGGCUGUUUUUGCUCCUUGUACAUUUCUCUUUCUGCCAAGUGGUUUGUUUUCAUCGCUGGGAACUUUGUUCUUGACAUGUCUCAAAGCGCUCUCCCCAUUUCCAUGUCCAUGGACAGAUUCUUCUUUCACGGACGGAUCUUGGACUGACUCAGUUUGAAUGUGUCGUCGUCUUCCAUUGUACAUAGAACAAUAUACUGUUUAUUGUGAUGCUCACGAGAGAUGAUAAUAAUGAUUUAUAAAUUCUGGUAGUCAAGUAUUGCUUUCGUCUGUAUUGAUUAUGGAUAGCAACCUACAGAAAUAAAUGAAUUUAUUUAAAGAGG